Molecule: messenger RNA, 1434 nt
Organism: Pneumocystis carinii B80
Lineage: Eukaryota; Fungi; Ascomycota; Pneumocystomycetes; Pneumocystales; Pneumocystaceae
Product: serine-tRNA ligase
Exons: 8
Coding region: 47-1393 (448 amino acids)
Biological process (GO): seryl-tRNA aminoacylation
Cellular component (GO): cytosol
Molecular function (GO): tRNA binding; ATP binding; serine-tRNA ligase activity
Source: RefSeq, a predicted model, not a curated record
GUAAAAAUUUUAAAAUCCCCAUUGAGGCCUAAAUUUGGCAGAAAACAUGCUUGAUAUUCAUUAUUUUCUUCUUGAGAAGGGCGGAGAACCCUGGGUUAUCAAAAAUUCCGAAAAAAAACGAGGAAAAUCCGUUGAAAUUGUGGAUCAUAUUAUUAUUUUAUAUAAGGAGUGGACAAUAGAGAGAUUUAAUCUGGAUGCGGUUAAUAGGGAUAUGAACCUUUUACAGAAAGAAAUAUCGUCAAAAAUUAAGUUAAAAGAGGAUAUAUCAUGUCUAAUAUUGAAGAAGAAGGAUAUUGAAGAGAAGAGGAAGCAUUUGGAGGCAUUGGAGGCGGAAAAACGGUGUAUUUUAUGGCAAAAGCUGAAUACAGUUGGGAAUAUAGUACAUGACUCUGUUCCUGAGAGUCAAAGCGAGGAGGAUAAUGAGGUGAUUCGUGUAUGGGGACUUGAGGGUACUGUUGAGAGGAAAUCAUUAUCUCACCAUGAAGUUUUGAUGAGAUUGGAUGGAUAUGACCCUGAAAGAGGAGUUAAAGUGGUGGGACAUCGUGGGUAUUUUCUGAAGGGAUAUGGAGUGCUUCUUAGUCAGGCAUUGAUUAAUUAUUCAUUAAAUUUUCUUAUAGAGCGGGGAUAUACAGUUUUACAGACGCCGCAGAUGAUGAAUAAGGAUAUAAUGGCUAAGACGGCAGAGCUAUGUGAUUUUGAUGAGCAGCUUUAUAAAGUGUUAGAUGGGAAUGAUGAAAAAUAUCUUAUUGCGACAUCUGAACAACCUAUUUCUGCAUUUCAUUCUGGAGAAUGGUUUGAGGAUACAUCUGAUAGACUUCCAAUAAGAUAUGCGGGGAUUAGUACAUGUUAUAGGAGAGAAUCAGGUGCUCAUGGAAAGGAUACAUGGGGAAUCUUUAGAGUUCAUCAAUUUGAAAAGGUUGAACAAUUUUUGAUUACUUCUCCAGAAUCUUCUUGGGUUUUAUUUGAAGAGAUGAUCAAUAUUGCAGAGGAAUUUUAUAAAUCUUUGAAUAUUCCUUAUAGAAUUGUUUCCAUUGUUUCUGGUGCUUUAAAUAAUGCUGCAUCAAAAAAAUAUGAUCUGGAAGCAUGGUUUCCAUUUCAAGGUGAAUAUAAGGAAUUAGUGAGUUGUUCCAAUUGCACAGAUUAUCAAUCUAGAAGUCUUGAAAUUCGAUAUGGAACUAAACGUUCAGGAGACAAAGAAAAGAAAUAUGUACAUUGUUUAAAUUCUACUUUAUGUGCAGUUACAAGAGCAUUAUGUUGUAUAUUGGAAAAUUUUCAAACUUCAGAUGGCAUAAAUAUUCCUGAACCUUUACAAGUUUAUAUGGGAGGGAAAACUUUUAUUCCUUUUGUUAAAGAUUUACCUAAUAACAAAAUUUGUCAAAAAGAUCUCUCUUAAAUACAAUUUUUUUAUAAAGCGAAUACAUUUUAAUAUCUUUU